AUGAAUGAAUUUACCUGGAAGGAUGUUGUCAAUGCCUUAUCCCUGGCCAACAUGAUCCUGGGGCUCUUCUCCAUCUUCUGCAGCUUCUGCAAGAAAUGCUCCUGCGCCUCGUGGAUGGUUUUGGUCAGCUUUCUAUUAGACAUGGCUAUCGGGUCAGCAACCAGACACCUGAACAUCUGCUCCAAAUCUGGAACCGAACUGAAUGACUUCGCAGUCUUCACCACCUUCGGCCUGGCCUCAGCCCUGCUUCUAGGCGUGGAUGGACCUCUGAAUGGGUUACUGGCCAUCAUCUAUGUGUUAGCUAUUUCAUUCCGCCUCUGCUUUUAUUCGACAGGCAUUCCUUUCACAUACAAGGGUCUACCCUGCCCCUAUGCUUCCUGUGUUUUGGCUUCCACCUCCCUCCUGACCAAAGGCAACACAUUCAUUCUCUCUUGCAUGGCCUCACUCAUGAUUCUGUUCAUGAUAGACCAGAGCUACUACCCACAUGAUGAAAUCCUGGAGUCUGAGAGCUGGAAAAAAAUGGUCUAUCUGGGAGGUGUGAUCAUGCUGUUUUUGUGUCCGUUCUCGAUAACUGCUUUUUACUGCCUGACGUGGUCACUCUCCUACAUCUUCUUUCCAGAUGCUCUGUGGGGCAGGGCAGCAUGUCUUAGGCCGCAGUACUGA
Messenger RNA from Budorcas taxicolor (takin), 663 nucleotides. It is a transcript of the gene TMEM269, whose product is annotated as transmembrane protein 269. Gene Ontology annotation, molecular function: phosphotransferase activity, for other substituted phosphate groups. Gene Ontology annotation, cellular component: membrane. Bases 1 to 663 code for a protein of 220 amino acids. Lineage: Eukaryota; Metazoa; Chordata; Mammalia; Artiodactyla; Bovidae. Gene Ontology annotation, biological process: phospholipid biosynthetic process. The record is from RefSeq and is a predicted model, not a curated record. The transcript has 5 exons.